Messenger RNA from Pyrus x bretschneideri (Chinese white pear), 802 nucleotides. RefSeq names its product protein canopy-1. The transcript is spliced from 9 exons. The coding region runs from base 53 to 574 and encodes 173 amino acids. NCBI's taxonomy places the organism in Eukaryota, Viridiplantae, Streptophyta, Magnoliopsida, Rosales, Rosaceae. The record is from RefSeq and is a predicted model, not a curated record.
GAUACUCGAUCUGGAGAGAGAGGGAGACUGAAAGCGGAAGAAGUGUAAGAAAAUGAGAGGGUCAAUGGUGGUGAGGUUGGCUUUGAUCUUCACCAUUUUGUCGAUGGCUGCUUCCAUCGACGACAAAUGCACUGCUUGCAAUGCGGUCGCGGAGGAGCUUGAGCUGGGACUUUCCAACGAAAAACCCAGAAACCAUUUGGAUAUGAGACACCGUUUGGACUCAACCGGUCAACGGAGAGGAAGGGUAAUCGAUUACAGAGUCAGCGAGCUAAGAGCGGUUGAACUCCUCGAUGGACUUUGCGAUAAGAUGCAGGAAUACACUCUUCACAAGAAAGAGUGGGUCAAAGUGGAUAGCUGGGAUAACCUCACGAUAAGUAAACAAGAAGCUAAAGCAUAUUCAAAGGAUUUGUCGACCUAUUGUGGAAGAUUACUUGAGGAUACAGAAGACGAGUUGACUGAAUUGAUAAAGAAAGGGUCUGUUAGAGUAGGGGAUGUAAGCAAGGUCCUAUGUCAAGAUCUGAGUAAACACUGCAGCAGGGCAAGUGUAUCAAAUGGAUCAGAUGGAGAACUUUGAGUUAACCGAGUUUACAUACUUCACCAGCAAGCAGAGACGAUGAGCCAGUUAACUUUUACACAAUGUUUCGUCAGUUUAAGUUGGCUUUGUUUAUGAAGUGUUAUGCUUGAGAGACAUUUUGUUAUUCUGUAAUACCAGCAAAUUUUGCUUCUGAACUUAUGCCAUUAUGUACCAAUUUGUGUCAACUAAUACAAGACACCAAGUCAAUGCAUCUCUUAUACAACUGAA